AUGCAGACCCCUCCGUACGGACCACCCGGCGGCUUCCCACCACAGCAGCAGCAGCAGCAGCCGCCGCGUGCCAAUGCGGCGUUCCGCCCCUUCAAUCCAGCGCACAUGAACGCGCCACACUCGGGGAACAACGCGCCCAGCGGCACUACCCACAGCCAGAGCGGGCAAUACAGCGCCCAUGCGACCCACGCGUCUGCCGCUACUAGCGCCACCAGCAGGAGCAGCGACUUCCCAUCGGGACCCGUGAGUCAGCCCACUGCUUUGCCGGCGCAGCCGUUUCGUACCCAUUCGGGGGCCCCGCUAAGCAGCGGUGGGGGCUAUAGCCGUCCAGUGGCUGGCAAUGUGCCAGUGAACGGAGCCCCAAUGAUGCAGCAGCACGUUGCACCAGCUUUGAACAACGGACUUUCGAUGGGUCAACAAGGACCGCGUGGUGCUUUGCCUGGACCUCUACCAGCUGCUGGACACAUGGGCCACGACCACCCGACCGACGGACUUGCAAAGCAGUUUGCAAAUAUGGGAGUGCAGGGACGCCCUGGCGUGGGAGCUACGGGGCCGCAGAGAGGCCUGGCACCACCGGCACUUGGUCCUGCACCUGCUAUGAAUCACCAGCACCACCAGCAGCAGCAGAUGCAGCAACAGACGAUGCGGAUGGCUCCACCAGGUAUGAAUAAGCCACAGCAGCAGAUGAUGCCCCCUCCGAUGAUGAACCAGAAACAGCCACAGCAGCAGCAGAUGAUGCCGCCUUCGGUGAUGAACCAGCAACAGCCACAGCGGCAGCAGAUGAUGCCGCCUCCGAUGAUGAACCAGCAACAGCAGAUGCAGCAGCAGAUGCCGCCUCCGAUGAUGAACCAGCAGCAGCAGCAGUCAUCGGCGGCGUACAGCAACAGCCUUCCAAGUGGAAACUUUCAGCAACCUCAUGACAUGACAAACAACGGAUAUGGGGGACAGCCAGGGUUUCAAGGACAAUCGAUGCAACAGGAGUUUCCUUUGAGCGAAACAAUGAUGGCAUCGCAGUGCGACUCGCGGUUCAUGCGGCUCACUGUGAAAGCAUUGCCGCACUCGCUCGACGAUGCAAACAAGUCGAAACUGACGUACGGACUUAUUAUUCGACCAUUGGCACCGACGGAAACGGGACGUGACCUGGAAGUAGUCAAUUUCGGGCCUGCUGGAGUCGUGCGUUGCCGCCACUGCCGCACGUACAUGAAUCCGUUUGUCCAGUGGGUGGACAAUGGCCGUCGUUGGCGUUGCAACCUUUGUGGUGUGUCGAAUGACGUUGCCAGCUCGUACUUCUGCCAUUUGAAUGCGAAUCAGCUGCGACAGGAUCGGGAUGAACGCCCAGAGCUUCAUUCAGGCAGUGUGGAGAUCAUCGCGCCGUCAGAGUACAUGAUGCGUCCUCCCCAGCCUCCCUGUUACGUGUUUGUCAUUGACGUUUCAGCGACUGCUAUUGCAUCCGGCUCCGUGCAGGUCGCGGUUCGCACGAUCAGGGAACAGCUUGAUCACCUUCCGGGUGCACCGCGGACGCGCGUCGGUUUCCUCACGUACGACAGCACGAUUCAUUUCUACAACCUGAAGUCAACAUUGAAGGCUCCACAGAUGAUGGUGGUAGCUGAUCUAGAAGAGCUCUUUAUCCCCAUUCCGGAUGAGUUGCUCGUAAACUUGAGUGACUCGCGCGAGGUCGUUGAGAUGUUGCUCGAAACGUUGCCCACUAUCCACCAGCACGCGAACUCUGCCGAAACCGCUCUGGGACCUGCGAUCCGCGUCGCCUUCAAGCUCAUGUCCUCGAUCGGUGGUAAAAUGAUCGUUUUCCAAAACUCGUUGCCAUCGACCGGAAAUGGCGCGCUUCGAAACCGUGACAACCCUCGUGUAUACGGGACGGACAAGGAAUACACCCUACUUCAACCCAUAGACACGUUCUACCGCACGAAUGCCAUUGACUUUUGUCGCCAACAAGUCAGCGUGGACUUAUUUCUGUUCUCUUCGAUGUAUAUGGAUAUCGCCUCCCUGGGCUCGCUGGCAAAAUACUCGGCAGGUCAAGUGUACCAUUAUCCUAGCUUCAACGCUGAGCGAGACGGGGAGAAAUUUAGCAAAGAGCUGGCGCACUGCCUCCUUCGUGAGACUGCUUGGGAAGCCGUGAUGCGCGUCCGCUGCACAAAGGGCAUGCGCCUCGCAAACUUUUAUGGCAACUUCUUUCUGCGUGGACCGGAUCUACUAGCGCUUCCGACGUGCAAUGCAGAUUCGACUUUUGCGGUCGAGAUCACGCACAGUGAUGCUCUCUUAACAUCCUCGACUAUCUCCGUGCAGGCUGGUCUGCUGUACACGAACUCGGGCGGUGAACGACGUAUCCGUGUGCACACGAUCUGCAUUCCGGUCACCAAACUGUUCGCAGAGCUCUUCCGCCAGGUCGAUCAAGACGCACUGUGCAACAUCAUGGCCAAGAAUGCACUAGAAGUUGCACUCAAGACAGGACUGGACAGUGGUCGGUCGCGGCUGCAGGCCCAGUGCGUAGACAUCAUUCGUGCCUACCGCAAUUCGGGCACAUAUGGUGCCAAGCAAUCCUCUGGUUACCAGUUACACCUGCCCGAGUCAAUGCAGCUCCUGCCUCUUUACAUCAUGUCUCUUAUGAAAAACUCAGUCUUGCGCGGUGGCACCGACCUACAUGUGGAUGAGCGCACGUUUUUGCAAUAUGAGUUGAACAACAUGCCUGUCGAGCUAUCGCAGGCGUUCAUCUACCCUCGCAUGUUUGCUCUGCACAACAUGCCGCCUGAAGCGGGUCUGCCAGCUGUAGAAGACCAAAGUACUGGAGACACACAGGGUACCGACGCGACGUCGAUUGUGCUUCCACCAGUGGUCAACCUCUCGAUCGAACGGCUGCAGUGCGACGGAGUGUUCCUGUUGGACGACGCAUUGAGUCUGUAUCUAUGGGCUGGCCGUUCGGCUCCACCUGAACUUUUGGAGAGUCUCUUUGGUCUUUCUUCGAUGGAGGGCUUGGAUUGCAGCCAGUUGAAACUUCUGGCCCCGCACGACGAGACAAGCAGUCGCGUGGACGCCAUUGUGUCAGCUAUCCGUGCGGAACGAUUGCCUCACCAGAACGUGGUAAUCAUGCGGGAGGGCGAUCCGACAGAGGGUCGUUAUUUUUGGAAGCUCGUAGAAGACCGGGCCAGCUUCCCCGGUGGCCAAUGCUCGUACUCGGAGUUUCUGGGCCAGAUCAACCGCAUGAGUCUCUCAAGUACAACCAGCGGAAGAUAG
Molecule: messenger RNA, 3246 nt
Organism: Hyaloperonospora brassicae
Lineage: Eukaryota; Oomycota; Peronosporomycetes; Peronosporales; Peronosporaceae
Source: the annotation of a GenBank genome assembly